AUGACGCUGCCGCCGCCCGCGCGCCCCGCGCACCCCGCCGCGCACCGCGCAAUGCGCUAUUACCGCAUCUGGAUCUAUGCGUGCAACGGCGCGCUGUUGCUAGGGGCGCUCGCAUUCUGCGCGGCAGCGGGGCGCGCGCUCUCCGACUACCGGCGGGCACUGGUGCCGGGUCUCGGCGUGGCUCAGCCAGGAUUCCUCUACGGGUACGCGGCGCUGCCUGCGCAAGCGGGACUGCUGCAGCUGCUCGGUUGUCUAGCGGCAUUAAGACUUUCUGAACGAAUGCUGAAUGCCUAUUGGUUGGCACUUUUAGCCCUGCUUGUUGGGGACGCUGCAAUAGGAGUUUACUGGGCGUUCAGAUUUGAGCGAGUUUGCCGCGAACUUCGGCCUCAAUUACGGCUUCGUCUGGCAAAGGAUUACGACACGGAUAUUGACUUCUCACAAGCUUGGGACCGCCUGCAGAGAGAACAGCGGUGUUGCGGUGUCACGGGGCCGGCAGACUUUGCGGCUUUCAAUAGAACUACUCUCCCGGCGAGCUGUUGUCGUAUCCCAGCUCACACGACUUCAGUCACGCCGGCACUGCUGGCCGUCACGUCUGCCACGUCUCCGGCGCCCUUCACUCCCGUGCACUGUGCUCCACACACAGCCGCCUGCUCAGAGAGACUACUAGUUUGGCUUCGACGAACUGCAGACGCGUUGUUCGUAUUAGGAUAUUGUGUUAUAGCAUUUUUAAAAUUGUGCUUCCUUGGAAUCCUCCGGUACGAAAUAAAGGAGAUGAUUCAAAAAAUUAGAAUUUUACGAAGCGAGUUGGGAGCAGGCGAACUACUCGAUGGUAGCCCUAUCCACGGGGGACCAUUGUCGCAGACGAUAAUAGUGAAUGCCGUCAAUGCAAACGGAGGAGUGCGAGCCCAUGGCGGUAGCCCUGAACGCGCGGGAGAGCGCGAGGCACUGCUGGGGCGAGCAUCGGAGGCGUGCCCGCGGCGGAGCAUACACGACGAGCCGUUAGGUCCCAAGACGAUAAAUGGAAACAACAACUGUGAGAUGCGCGAGCUGGCUCGAGGCGACUACAGGCCAUUGGCAGCAGACAGUGCAGCGACUCGGAUCUGACUAAGAUGUUACUUGGAGCGGCUGUUCG
Spodoptera exigua (beet armyworm) is the source of this 1132-nucleotide messenger RNA. The record is from the annotation of a GenBank genome assembly. Lineage: Eukaryota; Metazoa; Arthropoda; Insecta; Lepidoptera; Noctuidae.